AUGGAUUUUGCCGCGCUUAUGUCCAAGGAGAUCUCGAAGGCCAAAGGCGCCGACUCCUCCAAGUCCUCCGGUACACAAAAAGACAAAGCUUCCCCAGCGCCGCCCCCGAAAAAAUACAUGCGCCGGGGAGAGGUAGAGGCUGCCCGCUUAGCGGCAUACGAGGAGGAGCAAGAACGUCUACAGAAGGAACGCGAGGAGAAGCAAGCCAAAAAGCGCAAAUUCGAGGAGGAAGAGGCAGAUCGACAACGCGAACGAGAAGAAAAGAAGGCCAGACUCGCGGAGGAAUCAAAAAAGAGAAGAGAGGCAGAAGAAGAAGCCCAGGAACGUGAACGCCGACGAAGACUCGGACUGCCCGACUUACCCACCAAAAGCGACGGCGACGCUACCCCGGAGGGAGAAGAGGCCAUUGAUAUGGGUGAAGAUGAAGUCAUUGAAAAGCUUCGCGAGCUUCAUGAGCCUGCGCGGUUAUUUGGAGAGAAUCACCGGUCCCGACUCCGGCGUUACCACCGAAUUGUCAAGCGAGCCGCAAUGCUACAGAAAUUGACUGAUGGACCGAUCCCCACGACCCUGGAGCCUGUGCCUGGUGGUGAAAUGCUCAUCCCCGCUAAGAUUCCGAAGGGAGAGGCCGAGCGACUGUUCCUCUUCCGACAAUUGGCAUCUUACUUCAACAUGAUGCUCUCGGAGUGGGAGUUGGCUUUGGCAAAACGCGACGUGUCUGUUCGGGAGAGCCAUCAGGGAAAGCAAGCGUAUAAUGCCAUGGUUCAGUCUCGAGAAAAUAUGAAACCACUGUUUCGACGUUUUGAGAAAGGAGAUUUGGAGGACGGACUGUUGGAGCCAAUUGUGGAGAUUGUGCACAAGGUGCAGCAACGAAAAUACGUUGAUGCAAAUGAUGCCUAUCUGCGAGUGAGCAUUGGAAAAGCUGCAUGGCCUAUCGGUGUGACCAUGGUUGGUAUUCACGAGCGAUCCGCUCGAGAGAAGCUACACCAGAGUGAUCAACAAGCACACAUUCUGAGCGAUGAGAUCACUCGAAAGUAUCUACAGAGCAUCAAGCGCUUCCUGAGUUUCGCACAGGUGCGCUGGCCUCCGGAGGACCAGCUACAGAUCAUGGGAUAA
Penicillium odoratum is the source of this 1113-nucleotide messenger RNA. RefSeq names its product mRNA splicing protein PRP18. Lineage: Eukaryota; Fungi; Ascomycota; Eurotiomycetes; Eurotiales; Aspergillaceae. Gene Ontology annotation, cellular component: U4/U6 x U5 tri-snRNP complex; U2-type post-spliceosomal complex; U5 snRNP. The record is from RefSeq and is a predicted model, not a curated record. The transcript is spliced from 2 exons. Gene Ontology annotation, biological process: generation of catalytic spliceosome for second transesterification step; RNA splicing. The coding region runs from base 1 to 1113 and encodes 370 amino acids.